Malaya genurostris is the source of this 2806-nucleotide messenger RNA. It is a transcript of the gene eco, whose product is annotated as N-acetyltransferase eco. The record is from RefSeq and is a predicted model, not a curated record. Gene Ontology annotation, cellular component: chromatin; nucleus. The transcript is spliced from 5 exons. NCBI's taxonomy places the organism in Eukaryota, Metazoa, Arthropoda, Insecta, Diptera, Culicidae. Gene Ontology annotation, biological process: mitotic sister chromatid cohesion. Gene Ontology annotation, molecular function: protein-lysine-acetyltransferase activity. Bases 1 to 2652 code for a protein of 883 amino acids.
AUGAGAAAACAGGUCACUUUUGAUCAAAAUAAGGGUAACUCUUUGAAAGGUACGGUUUCCGUAACUACACCACAAAAUGAAACUGUUAGGAUCACGCGAUCCAAGUAUGUGCCAACACCGAAGAUGACUGGACGGAAGAAAGCUCUUUUCUAUAGCGGAGAACAAACGCCAAGGGGGAGAUCAAAAUCACUGGAAGAAGAUUCAGACUUGGGACCAAUGAGUCCUCUAAAAUUUAGCAACAGUCCGAAGAAACCUUCCGCCAAGGCACUAAACAUCACAACUUUUCGUAACAUCUUGGGAAAUGCUUCACCAGAAAGUGAUCGAUCGCUUUCGCCAGAUUAUGAACGCCGAUUCUCUCAUUCGGAGCGUUAUGAAAUAUUGCCAGUCUCUUAUGGUAAGGAAAAUCUCAUGUCGGACGAAGAAACUCGUUUAUCGUUUCCAAGUGGAACUCCUCGUGUUCGAACACCAGCUCAAAGUGCAUUAUUAGAUGAAACAAAUUCGAACAGUUUAUCGAUUUUAAUGAGCUCUGAUUUAAACAUUGCUGAAAAACGACCACAUCUAUUAAAAACACCCGGUUUAUCCGAGGCGAACUUUCAGAAAGAACCAAAAAUAACAUUUCGAAAGUUUAGUCUACAUGAAAAUACUUUAACGCCUAGCACUAAACCGGAAACACGCACGCUUGGUGAACCGUCUGAGAGCAAAGCACGAACUUCCCUCUCAUUCAACGACCUGCGGCCUAUUUCUACGAAAUCCUUCUACUCUUCCGCUAAUGUUCAGCUUGCUGCCCAUAGACAUGUUCCAAGGACAAACCAAUCUUUGCCAUGCAAAAUGAAUGCUAAAAUACCUAGACAACGAUCUUCAUCGUAUCAACAAAAGCGUGCCAAAACUCGUAGUAGUUCUGUUCGAUUGGGGAGCUUCAACAAAGGAGUAUUUCAUAAGAUUAAGAAACCAACAAUAAAGAAAAGUAGCAUUAAAAAAAUGUCCACAAGUCAGGUGAUUGAGUCUACUUCUUCUAUGUUAAAAGUAUCGCUGGAAAAUACCGGAGAAAGUAAAUCUGCUCCAUCGACGCCUCAAGAAUCAAAAUUGUUUCAUCAGUUGGAUCGUAUCAGACAUAUUUCCAAAGACAAGAAAAAAUCCGUCGAACAGGUUCGCCAAUUGUCCAAAUCAAUGACGGAUCUGUCCAGUAUAUCAGUAUUUAGCAACGAUGCGGGAUCGGAUCGAAGCGAUGAGGACCAAGACGAUGAUGAACAAACUCAACAAUACGAUAGUGACGAUGCCAAAUCGGAAGGAGGUAUUCGUAAAUUUUUUAAGGCCAACUCACGAAGACGUGUUAGGCGAGAAUAUAAAAUUGUCAACAAUGUGUCUGCGACGGUGCGAAAGGGAGGAAAGAUUUCACUUAAACAGAAUAAAGAAAAGAAACGGAAGUAUCAGUCUCUGUUUGACGAAGAAUUUGACUUUGAAUCCGAACAACUGGAGGUAGACGAUAUUAUCAGUAAACUCAAUCAGUCGCAAGUGGAAAACAUUCAGCCGACUAUCGAUCAUAAGCGUGAAUUUGAAAAGAAGCCAAUCAUUCAGCCAUCAAUCAAUACAGUGACACAGGUAGAAGUUAUCGAUGCUCCGCAAAGUGAUAUCAGCAAUGAUGAGCCAAUUCCGAUGCAAUCGAACAUAAUUUUUGUCGAUAGAUUUUCUCCACUUAUUGGAACUUCGGAUGGAAGCACCUCUUUAGAAGAGGAGAACAUCAAUCGAAUCUCUCACCACGAAUCACCCGCGACUCAGAUUCCAGCGCUAGGUUCAGAAGUAGACAAAAAAUCGAAUGAUCAACUGCACGAAUCGCAACUACCAGGGCGUGGUAAUCAAAAGCUGUUUCCCAUAUUUGACAAGAAUCAUCAAGCGAUAGCUUCUGAGUUCGCUCCAGAAACUAUUACAAACCUUUUCGAUCCUCAACGAAAACGUCAGAAACGGUUCUUGAAUAGCUGGAAACCGAUCGGUUCCAACCAAUAUCAAAUCGAUGCCGGACAGAAGGACUAUGGUGCCCAGCAGUGUCGAGAAUGUGGUUUGGUGUACAGCGUUCACGAGCCAGAGGAAGAAUUGAUCCACGAAAACUUUCACAACUCACAACACGUGCUUCGAUUCGGUGGCUGGAUCAACGAACCCAUUAUUGCUCACGUUCCCGAAUGGGAUGUUUCCGGUAGAAUUCUGGCCAUUACGAUCGCCGAAGGCAAAAUGAAGCUGCAAAAAGUGAAUGAUGUACUGGCCGUUGUUGAUCGAGAGCUAGGUUAUAUCGAACCUUGUCAACUUUUCAUGGGUUCGGUAGUAUAUAUGGCCGUGGCUCGCUCGUUGGUGCUGGGAGUUUGUGUGGCUCAACCCCUUCAGCAAGCGAAUCGAUUACUUUCCAUCGAAGGUAUUUACGGUUCCAUUGAUUGUUGUACAAUGGAAACUUUUCCGGCAAAAUGUGGAAUCUCACGAAUAUGGGUAUCGCCAAACUUUCGUGGCUACGGAAUUGCUCGGACACUGCUUACUGUGAUGAAGUCUCACUUUAUUUUCGGUUAUCCCUUGAGCUACGAUGAAAUUGCGUUUAGCGCUCCGACCGAGGCUGGCAAACGGUUAGCGGAAAGCGUUACGGGACGAAAGGAUUUUCUCAUCUACAUGUAAUGUUGCACGUUGUCUUUAGCGUUUGUGUAUGUAGGAUCACUAUAUUUUCUACUCUGUUACUAUUGUUUUGUUACUUAAAACUCUCAGCUUUACUGACUCUAACCAUGACGAUAGUCUAAUUUCAAUCUGAAUAUAAAAUGAAUAAAGAUUCUGU